Messenger RNA from Funneliformis mosseae, 249 nucleotides. The record is from the annotation of a GenBank genome assembly. Lineage: Eukaryota; Fungi; Glomeromycota; Glomeromycetes; Glomerales; Glomeraceae.
CUAUCUUCCGAUACUACUCGACUUUCUGAAAUUAAAGAAAAGAGAGGACUCCAUAGAGAAGCUAUACGAGAAGUUGGAGAUCAUGAAGCAUCAAAGAAGCUCUAUGAUGAGGUUAAAGAUCAGCUUCCCAAAGAGGUUAUAAAAAGUGCUGUCCGAAAGAAGUCAGACACGACAUCUAUUUCAAAAUUAAGCGAUGAUAAUAUCAAAUAUGUCGCAUCUCAGGUUAAGAAGAAUACUAGACAAAAUUAG